This is a messenger RNA of Struthio camelus australis, 4727 nucleotides long. RefSeq names its product calcium release activated channel regulator 2B (gene CRACR2B). Gene Ontology annotation, biological process: vesicle-mediated transport. The record is from RefSeq and is a predicted model, not a curated record. NCBI's taxonomy places the organism in Eukaryota, Metazoa, Chordata, Aves, Struthioniformes, Struthionidae. Gene Ontology annotation, molecular function: calcium ion binding; GTPase activity; GTP binding.
UUACCUUUCCUUUUUUCUAAGCUCUGUGUACUUCUCUUUGUAAAACAGGUAGCCAGCUAUGGAAAAGUGGAGUCAAACUUCAGGCAGGAUUCACAGGGGCAGUUUGCAGUCCUGCCCUUGUUGAAACUGGAUGGGAGGUAGGCACCAAGCUGCUUGCCUUCCCUGAGAAAUUCUAGCUGUGUUUCUAAGUUCAGCAUGAUAUAAAGGAUCAUCUGCUUUUCUUACCAUUUCUUCCCAUCUUGCCUGAGGCCGCUCAGACACAAGCCCUUCUUCACAACAACAACUGUACAUGAGAAAGGAUUAUGAAGAUUUUACCUAAGGAACGUAUUUGCAGAAUUUCAUGUGCUGCUUUCUGAAUCAACUGCUACUGGCCUCUGUUGGAAGGGGGAUAAGAUGCAUAGGGAGCAUUGCAAACCACACCUCCUAGCUUGUACCUGCUCUGAUUAUCUGUAGUAGCAGGGCUAUUUCUUCACUGGAUUUUGCUGUGGAAUACUGCUGGUCCCAAGGAAGGGGAAUGAUACCAUCCUGCUUCUCGAGAUGCUGAGUAGCAAGGGAAAGGUUCUCUUCCUGGUCCUGUCUCAAACAUGCAGCCCAGAAAAGACCGCAGUGCUGAGAUCACUGUGCCCAGUUCUCAGGAGACUAGAGAUGAAUUUGCUGGGAUGAGAGAAGCAUGACUGACCUCUGUGCAUCCUCCUGCACCUCCAGCCCUCUGUAUAAGUCUGUGUCAAGUGCUGCGGAGAACUUGCUGGCUCAGCUGGAGAAGAAAUCAUUGUCUAUCACAUGUAUGAAAUGCUCAUUGUGAGUGGGGUGCCUGUGGGCAGCUUUGCCGAAGAGCAGAGUUUUCCCCUUGGAAUGGGGACUUAACAGUCUGAUGUUCUGGUGUGGUAUUUUAACACUGUGUGUGUGUGUGUGUGUGUUAUGGGGGAACUGUUUGAGGAAAAACAGAAGAGAAGAUGUGUGCAUGUCGUAAGUGGAAGAGAAAUUGAGGAAAAGCUUUGUUCUGGCAUUUCACAGACACAGCUGGAAUCAUAGGACUUAGAGGGAGGUCUGAGUUGAGUAUGGCACCCAAGUUAUGGGCCUAGUGGAAGGGAUAGUUGUGGGGAGCAGACUGACCUUUGUCUGUUAGUGUUCUGAGUCCAGUUCAUGCUACUGUCCUUUUUGAAGAUGCAGCAAAUGCUAUGGACCUUUUGGCAAAAGACUCCACGUUUUAUGACCGUGGUUCCUGCUGAUGAGAAAGGAGCCUCUAUUCAUACUGAAGAAUAGCUAGGCUGAAGCCCAGCUCUAUAUCUCCAUCCGUAGCUGGUAGCAGAUAUCCUCUUCUCAUACUCUUCCCAAGAGUAAAUGCAUACCAAUAGUUCUCUAGUAUACUUUUCUGGCUGUUUGUGGCUCGGAGACUUUAUGAGCCAAAAAGAGACGCUUUGUGUUUAGUAGCCAUUUAUAGACAAACUCAAGGAAGGAAAAAUCAGUCACUUCUCCACCCCGUGAAUGCCUGUGACAUCCACAGCAUCCUGCAUCAAGGAGUUCCACGCUUCAGUGACAUGUGAAGAAGUGCUUCCUUGUGUUCGAUGUGCAACUGCCACCCCCCAGUUUCAUCGGAUGUUCCUAAAUUCUUGUCUUUAAAGAAGACAGUAACUUGGAACAAUUGUUUACCAUAUCUGCCAUUUGGGAAUUAGCUACAUGCACAACUCAAGAGCAACUUAAAGCUUUGUGUACCCAUUAGAACCUUUUAUCCACUUAAUGUUAUUUUGCAUAAUAUUUUUUUGCCCUUGAAGUACUUCAAGGACACUAACAGAGUGUGUCUAGCUCUUACACCAGCACGGGAAUGAGGGGUGCCUCCCUCUGGUGUGAAUUUUCUCUGCAGGACCCCAGGUGUGGCCGAGGUAAUACAUUCCUGAGGGCUGGAAAGGAGCCAGGUUCACCAGUGCCUCUGGUGCUGUCAGGAUGUGAAAGGAAUCUCAACAACAGUAAUUCUGCUGACAUGUCCUUGCUGAGCUGCGGUGGCCAAGGUGUUGGUGCUUCCUGUUGUAUUGUUGGAUCAGAAAGCUCGGAAAGCAUCGCUCUUCCGUUUGCCACUGCCCUGGGGGGAAAGGCUUUGAGAAGAUGGAGAACCAGAGGGGAGCACUCUUGGGAUACGGCCGCUGGGAAGGAGAAGAGGAGGGGGACGAGGAGGAUGGGGUGGUUCCUGGUGCUUCUCCUUCCAGCCAAAUGAGUGAAUUGGAAGAUGUGCAGGUGGAGAUGCUCAAGAAGGCAAGGGAGCUCUUCCGGCUGUGUGACAAGGAUGAGAAGGGCUUUAUCACCAAGGUGGACAUGCAGCGGCUCCAGAACGAACUCCCCCUUACGCCUGAGCAGCUGGAGACUGUUUUUGACAGCUUGGAACAGAACAAUAAUGGAUACCUGACGCCUGUGGAGUUCAGCAUGGGACUAGAGAAGUUAAUAGGGAUUGAAUUGUGUCAAGGAACUGGGAGCACAGAUCACUCCAGACAUGAGGAGACCUUUGAGUCAGGCUGGUCAGAUGACAUGGACCCGGCAGAUGAUGAAGAAGAGAAACGUUUCUGUUCCGUGAUGGAGCAGCUUGGAGCAGCCCAAGUGUUUGACGAUCCAAGCGAGGUUCGGGAGCUCUGGGUCCGGCUACGAAAGGAGCGUCCAGAGCUCUUGUCCAAUUUUGAGGAGUUUCUGUUGCGUGUUUCAUCGUACAUCAGGGAGGCACAUCAUGAGAAGGAGUCUAUGGAGCAGGCCUUGAAGCGGAAGGAGACAGACCAUGACCGAGAAGUCAGGUGCCUUUAUGAAGAAAUGGAGCAACAGAUCAAAGCAGAAAGGGAGAGGCUGAUCUGCCAGGAAGCACUGAGACAUGACAGGAGUAAUCUGCUUCAGAAGGAACUGCAUAGCAAAGAGCAGGAGCUAGAGAAAAUCCUCUACCGCCAGAAGAAGCUAGAGCAUCAGCUACAGUCUCUGAACUCAGAGCAGCUAGAGACCCGGGUGCAGAAUGAAAGGCUCCGGCACCUGAAUGAAAACCUCCUGGAAGAGCUGGAGAAGAGCAAAGGGGAGCUGGAAGUGGCGAAGGGGCAAUUACAGAAGCUCCAGAAAGAGGCCCAGCUUGAACAGGAGCAGAAGGACAGGGAUGUGUUCAGAGUCUCCAAGAACAUGCAGAAAGAGAAGCAGAGCCUCCUUCGGCAGCUAGAGCUCCUCAGAGAGAUGAACAAGAAACUUCGAGAUGAGCGAGACACUUUUGAAGCCAAGAAGCUGGCGCCUCAGAGCAAAAAGCCCCUGUUGAAGAAAGGGUCAGUGCUAGGCAGUUACCUGCUGGACGACAAGCCGGUCAAACGACAACUGGCUUCUGCGGACCUUGCCUUCACCUUUCCUGUGGAUGUGGCAAUGGAGGAACCCAACAGGAAGAACUGUAAAUACUUCCCAGGCAAUGGGACAGGGUUGAAGUUGGGAAAAGGCAGCGGCACAAACUUUGGAGAGAAGAGUAGAGAUGAGGCGAGGUGGUCAGCAGCAGCAGAUACUGAGAUGCUGAAGAUGACUUUGAAGGGUGAUGCUGACUGUAGAAAAACAGCAGAUGGAUCGGAUGAUGUUCCAUUGCCUCCUAGAGGACAGCCCAUUGGCACGGAAACCAGGCUCCAGGCACUGGAAACAGCCAGCUGUUCCCCAGAUUGCAUGUUUAAGGUGGUGUUUGUGGGCAACUCUGGCGUUGGGAAGAGUUCCUUCAUCCACCGCUUUUGCUAUGACAGGUUCUUGGCAGACCUCAACGCAACUAUUGGUGUCGAUUACCAGGUGAAGAGUCUGAUGGUGGAUAACACCCAGGUUGCCUUACAGCUGUGGGAUACAGCUGGACAAGAGAGGUUCCGGAGCAUUACCAAGCAGUAUUUCCGGAAGGCGGAUGGUAUCCUGGUGAUGUACGACGUUACGGCCGAAUGCUCCUUCACGGCAGUGCGGAAUUGGAUGAGCAGCAUCCAGGAAGGUAUCGAGGAUGGAGCUGUGAUCUUUCUACUUGGAAAUAAAACGGAUGCUGUGCUGAGAGGGGCCCGGAGUGUGCCCGAGGUGGAGGGCGAAAGGCUGGCAAAGGAAUACAAGGCUGUCUUCUACGAGUGCAGCGUGAUGACUGGCUAUAACAUCGUGGAGCCCAUGCUGCACAUGGCCAGGUUGCUGACAGCACAGGAAGACAGGCAGAGAGAGACUGCCCUGCAGCUGGAAGAUGUCAGCAGGAGGAAAGGGUGCUGCACCUGAGGCACAUCAGUAAGUCAGCGAGAGACUCAUGCCAACUCUGGUGCGUGAAGGUGGGGCUCCUUUUCAGCAAGCUGAAUCUGAUGGUAUCAGCUCUGCAGAGACUUGGGGAAGGUGCAAGUUUUCCCCAGCUGGAAAUAUGAAGGGACUAAAUCAGGACAAAAUGUACAUAUUGUCUGCGCUGUUCCAUUUCCCACUGUUGCACAGAGCCCUGAUCUCUGGGAGGCCUCUGCUUCUUUGAAGGAACUCUGCUGGUAUUGGUUAAUGGCACAAAUUGGGACUUCUUUCUGUAGUGGUUGCUUCUCUAUAAAAUGAUGAAGUCUUGUUCCUUUUCUGUCUGGCGAAGAUGUGGCCUAGCAGCAGAGAGCGGAGGACAUCAUGGGCUUUGUUUUAAUUAGAUGAUGUUAUUGUUCAAUUGUGUAAGAAAUAAAGAGAUUAUUUUAAAUUAAGGCUUACUCUAGGUAGUGACCUAUCUCUCUGCAAGAGCAGCAUCUCCUCUUGGC